AUGGCCCUGUGUCUCUCGCACUCACCCUCAGAUGAGGGCACCCCGGAGCAGGAGGUACCAGCCGAACAGGGUGAGGAGGAGCCCAGGGAGCCGGAGCCACCGUGCCCCACAGAGAGCGAGAGCUUCAGGAUGACAGUGCCUGGCCAGGGGGGCCACACCUGUCGCUAUGCAUUUGUGAACAAUUGCCAGACAUUUUGGAGCGCCCAGAAAGUGUGUGCCCGCUGCUACCGUGGCCGCCUGGCCUCCAUCCACAACUAUGCAACCAACCAACGCCUGAGCAGCAUGGUGCGUGCCCGCACCAACCAGGUGUGGAUCGGGGGCUACACCUCCCGCUGGUUCUUUCAUGUGUACCCCCGCUGGGUUGACCACAGUGCCUGGAACUACUCCAACUGGGCCAGAGGGAACCCCUGGUGGUUUUGGAAUGUCGCCAUGUGCCCUGUAGGUGGUCAAUGGAGAAGCGUCAGCUGCGGGACUCACCUGCCCUUUAUCUGCGAGUACUGA
Messenger RNA from Malaclemys terrapin pileata, 501 nucleotides. RefSeq names its product bone marrow proteoglycan-like. Gene Ontology annotation, biological process: immune response. NCBI's taxonomy places the organism in Eukaryota, Metazoa, Chordata, Testudines, Emydidae. The record is from RefSeq and is a predicted model, not a curated record.